Molecule: messenger RNA, 650 nt
Organism: Corticium candelabrum
Lineage: Eukaryota; Metazoa; Porifera; Homoscleromorpha; Homosclerophorida; Plakinidae
Exons: 2
Coding region: 16-510 (164 amino acids)
Source: RefSeq, a predicted model, not a curated record
ACGAGUUGAGAGGUUAUGCCAUAUUGGAAGUUGAUAGUAGAAGGUCCCGGAUUAACACCAUUACCUCACUUAGCGUUACCAGUAUCAACGCUAUGGGCGGUUUUCUCGUCAGGCCCACCCACUUCUGACGUCAUCCCUCGCAGCCUCGUUCUCGUGCCACAUUGUAGCAAACGUGCAGACAUCAACAUGCCGAUCGGAAAGCUAGACAAGACAGCAGGAAAAGGAGCCGACUACAGCGCCGGAAGCGUCACCAUGGAGUCGCAAUGCAGCCAAACGGCCAGUCGACAAGACGUCAAGUCGCUCUCCAUCAGCAAGGGCAUUGCUACCUCGAAUAGCUACGGACCGGGAGCGGUAGGCGUGGAGACAGCAAUCGCACAGAAAGAGAUGCGCAGCGACAAGCAGUCGCUCUCAAUAGACAGGGGAGUCGGAGGCACGAGCCUCGUCGGGCCCGGAGCGAUGGGCGUCGAGAAGUGCAAAGAAGUGCAGCAGCUGGCGAGUGGAAAGAACUAGAGACGACGUCUAUUUCACUAUUUUUCGUUUCGUUUUUUAAAGAAAGAGCGCGAUGGGCGUGGACUCGCGCGUGUGUGUGUUUGUGUGUGUUUGUUUCUGUUUUGCUCGGUUUUCUCGAUUAGAUUUCGGUUUGCGAUGUA